Carica papaya (papaya) is the source of this 609-nucleotide messenger RNA. The record is from RefSeq and is a predicted model, not a curated record. NCBI's taxonomy places the organism in Eukaryota, Viridiplantae, Streptophyta, Magnoliopsida, Brassicales, Caricaceae.
UAUAUUCAGGGCGUUCAAUUAGUACUCCCGUCCAUCUUCCGACUAAAACCCGAGAAAUUUCGGCACGUCUGUCGAAACCCUCCUACAGUCCCCAGCCACCGGUCUAGCGUGCAUAGGCUUCCUUGCGCCCAGAUAUUUCGGCAUCUCUGUGUGGAAAAUAUGGUUUUGAGUGGAGGAGCUCCCCCAAGAGGAAGUGCAGCUGCUGCUGCAAGUUUGCGGAGGAGAAGGACAAGCAGCAGUGGUGCAUCAGGAGGGGCAGCUGGAACAAUGCUCCAGUUCUACACAGAUGAUGCCCCCGGACUGAAGAUCUCUCCAAAUGUUGUGCUUGUCAUGAGCAUUGGUUUUAUAGCUUUUGUUGCCAUUCUUCAUGUCAUGGGUAAAUUGUACUUCGUCCGCAGAGAGGCUUGAAGCCAAUAGGAAAAACAUCUUCAUUCGGAUUUCUCAGGAAAUAUGAAUUUUCUUUUUUUUGCAUUUUAAGCUUUUCAUUAGAACGUAAAAGAAUGGUUAAAGCAGCUCCUGAAUUGUCUCUGGUACAGUAAUAGGUGCCGUCUUAUGAAGGUACUCAUAGUAUUAAAUAAUAAGUAAACAACUAAAGUUUCUUUUGUUCAA